Macrobrachium nipponense is the source of this 3447-nucleotide messenger RNA. RefSeq names its product basic proline-rich protein-like. The record is from RefSeq and is a predicted model, not a curated record. The transcript has 6 exons. The coding region runs from base 1 to 3447 and encodes 1148 amino acids. Lineage: Eukaryota; Metazoa; Arthropoda; Malacostraca; Decapoda; Palaemonidae.
AUGUACAAACAAGGCCACUGCCCGCCCGUCCCCGGGACGCCUGGCGGGCCGCUGCCCGCCGUCCCUGAAGCCUGCGGGCCGCUGACCCGCCCAUCCCCCGGGAGCCUGGCGGGCCUGGCUGCCGUCCCCAGCGCUGGCGGGCCGCUGCCCGCCGCCCUCCCCGGGAAGCCUGGGCGGGACGCUGCGCCGUCCCCGGGAAGCCUGGCGGGCCCACUGCCCACCCGAUGCGUCGGCGGGGCCUCUGCCCACGUCCAGGGAGGCUGGUGGGCCUCGCGCCUGUCCCGGGACGCCUGGCGGGGCCUCGCCCGCCCGUCCCGGGACGCUGCGGGCCUCGCCCGCCCGUCCCGGGAUGUCUUGCGGGCCUCCCCCGCCCUUCCCGGGACGCCUGGCGGGCCUCGCCGCCCAUCCCGAGACCCUGGCAGGCCCUGCCGACCAAUCCCAAGACACUGGGGGGCUCAACUGCCACUUUCUGGGACCCGUAGCAGGCCUUGCCCACCCGUCAAGGCCUGCCCACCCAUCCCGGGACGCCUGGUGGGCCUGCCCGUCCCGGGACGAGGCUGCCCGCCCUCCCGCCUGGCACGACGCCUGGCGGGCCUCUGCCCGCCCGUCCCCGGGGACGACCGCCUGCGGGCCUCUGCGAGCGCCCGUCCCCGGGACCGGCGGGCUGCGGGCCCUGGGCUGCCCGCCCAGCCCUCCUGGGACGCCUGGGCAGGGCCUUCUGCCCUGCCCGUCCCCGGGACGCCUCGGGACGCUGCCCGCCGUCCCCGGGACCGCCCUGGCGGGCACCCUGCCCGCCAGCUGGCGGGCCGCUGCCCGCCCGUCCCCGGGGACUCCGGGACGCUGCCCUCCCCGCCCGCGCGGGGCCUGCCCGUCCCAGGGACGCCUGGCGGGCCUCUGCCCGUUCCCGUCCCCAGACGCCUGGCGGGACCGCUGGCCGUGGGAGCCCAGUCCCGUCCCCGGGACGCUGGCAGGAUCGGGAUGCCCGCCGUCCCCAGGACGCCUGGCGGGCCCCGGGAUGCCCGCCCGCCUCGGGAGCUGGCGGGCCGAGCCGUUGCGGGGCGCCCGUCCCCGGGAAUGCUUGCGGGCCUGCCCUUGGGACGCCUGCGGGUCCCGGGACGCCUGCGGGCCCCUGGCAGGCCCUGCCGGACAAAUCCCGGGACACCUGGGGGGCCUGGCCGACGUAGCGGCCUUGUAACCCGUCCCCAGGACGCCUGGCGGCGCGCCCGUCCCAGCGUCCGACCGCCCGUCCCCGGGACGCCUGGCGGGCCUCUCCCGCCGCCGUCCCGGGACGCCUGGCGCCUGCCCUCCCGCCCGGACGACCAUCCCCGGACGCCUGGCGACCUCUGCCCACCCGCCCGUCCCCGGGACUCCUGGCGGGCUCUGCCCGCCCGUCCCCGGGAGCUGGCGGGCCUGCCCGCCCGUCCAGCCUGGCACCUCCGGGUACGCCUGGCGGGCUCUGCCGCCUGCUCCCCGGGCCCGCCAUGGCGGGCCGCUGCCCGCCCGUCCCCGGGAGACGGGCCGGGCUGCUCCCCCUGCCCGGCCGUCGUCGGGGACGACUGGCGGGCCGCCUGCUCGGAAGGCCAGCCGUCCCCGGGACGCCUGGCGGGUCGCGGUGGCCCGCCGGUCCCCGACGCCGGCUGGCCCGUCGGACGGCCGGCCCGUCCCCGGGACGGCCGGCUGAGGCGGAUCUGCGCCGGUCCCCACCCCUGGGACGCUGGCUCGGGCGGCCCUGCUGCUGCCCGAGUCCCCGGGACGCCUGGCCUCGCCUGGAGGGCGGCCGGUCCCCUGCGGGGGCGUCCCCGGGACGCCCUGGCGGACGCCUGCCCGCCGGGAUCCCCGACGCCUGGGGCGGGCGCCGGCCCUGCCGGCUCGGGACGCCUGGCGGACCCUAGGCCGCCCGUCCGUCGGGCAGCCCGCCCUGGUCCCGGCGCUGGCCCGCGGUCCCGGGACGCCUGGCGGGCGGAGGCCCGCCGGUCCCCGGGACGCCUGGCAGGCCCUGCCGACCAAAUCCCGAGACACCUGGGGGCCUCAACUGCCACUUUCUGGGACCCUAGCAGGCCUUGCCCACCCGUCAAGGCGUCCACCCAUCCCGGGACGCCUGGCGGGCCUCUGCCCACCUGUUCCCGGGACGCCUGGCCGCUGACCGACCCGUCCCCGGGACGCCUGGCGAGCUUCUGCCCGCCGUCCUGGGACUCCUGGCGGGCUGCUGCCCGCCGUCCCCGGGAAGCCUGGCGGGCCUCUGCCCGCCCGUCCCCGGGACGCCUGCCGGCGGACCGCUGCCCGCCCGUCCCCGGGACGGCCUGGCGGGUCGCUGCCCGCCCGUCUGGGACGCCUGGCGGGCCCCUGCCCGCCCGUCCUCGGGAAAGCCUGGCGGGCCGCUGCCGCCCGUCCCGGGAAGCCUGGCAGGGCCGCUGCCCGCCCGUCCCCGGGAAGCCUGGCGGGCCUCUGCCCUCCCGUCCCCGGGACGACUGGCGGGCCGCUGCCCGCCGUCCCCGGGACGCCUGGCGGGCCGCUGCCCGGACCGUCCCCGGGACGCCUGGCGGGCCUCUCCCGCCCGUCCGGAGCCUGGCGGGCCUCUCCCGCUCGUCCCGGGACGCCUGGCAGGCCUCUGCCCACCCAUCCCCGGACGCUGGCGGGCCUAUGCCCGCCCAUCCCCGGGAGGCCUGGCGGGCUGCUGCCCACCAGUCUCCGGACGCUGGCGGGCCUCUGCCCACCCGUCCCGGGACGCCUGGCGGGCCUCUGGGCCCGCCCGCCCGGGACACCUGGCGGGCUGCUGCCCGGCAGUCUCCGGGACGCCUGGCGGAGGCCCGCCGGUCCCCUGGACGCCUGGCGGGCGGAGGCCCGCCCGUCCCUGGGGACGCCUGGCGGGCGGAGGCCCGCCCGUCCCCGGGACGCCUGGCAGGCGGAUGCCCACCGGUCCCCAGGGACGCCUGGCAGGCGGAGGCCGCCCGUCCCCGGGACGGCUGGCGGCGGAGGCCCGCCCAUCCCCGGACGCCUGGACGGGCGGAGGCCCGCCGGUCCCCGGGACGCCUGGCGGACGGAGGCCGCCCGUCCCCGGGACGCCUGGCGGGCGGAGGCCCGCCCGUCCCCGGGACGCCUGGCGGGCGGAGGCCCGCCGUCCCCGGGACGCUGGCAGGCGGAUGCCCGCCGGUCCCCGGGACGCCUGGCGGGAGGAGGCCCGCCGGUCCCCGGGACGCCUGGCGGCGUAAUUAUUCCUCCCCACCUGCUCCUGUCAUUUUCAUUCACGACCGCCGCCCCAUUCAUACGGCCAGAAUAGUCCAGGAAUGGUUUCAAGGUCGAGAGGAUCUGCAGUUGCUGACUGCCAACCAACUCCAGCGACUAGGCCAUGAAGAUCGCAGUGCCUCUGGAACUAGAGGCAACUAUAACCCACCUGUCUGCUUUAAACACCUGUGUCCCUCGCAUCCUAAUUCCUCUUCGAGGAAAUAA